AUGUGGACCACUAGCGAACAGACCGACUUCUUGUACACCAAGCUUCCUGACUACUUCUGCUACCAACGCGAUGGUCGCCUGAUCCACUUCUGGCCCAAGCUUGUCCGUGAAUGGAAGGAGCGCUUCGGCGAUGAGACUGACAAGUCGGAUGGACCUGGCGUACAAGACCCUGUAAUCGUCGCGGACGAGCCUGACCCCGCUCCGCAGGCGGCGGCGACAGGUCCGACUUCUCCAUCGGCUACGGCGACUAGCUCUCCCGCUCCAGUCAAGGCCACGACUGAGGCCUCCUCGACGGCGGCCAUGGUCAACACCGCUAUCACGCCUGAGGUCGGCGUCAACACUGAGGCGGCGACUGAGGCCUCCGGCGCGGUCAACACCGAGGCGACCACACAGGCGACCGAGGCCGGCGCUACCGCUAUCUCUGGCACAACUGCCAGGGUUCGUCGUGGCCCACCUCCUCUUAUUGACCGUCUUAAACAGUGGUUCAGCAACCGUCGUGGGGCACGCUCCGAGGUUCCGGCUCGCAAGCGGACAUCCCUCCCGCUCAACGGCAAGGCCAUGCGCAAGCCUCUCGUAUACCAGAUCUAUCAACGCCUGUACCUCGAUAAGCUCAAGCCGAUUGUCAACGAACGCUAUGCCAAGUACCUUGCUACGAUGCCAGUUGGCCAGCGCCCACAGCCACUCGUCGCGUUCCGCAACGCGCUGAGCAAGGAGCUACUCGAGGCCGAAGAUCAAGUCGUACGUGACCACGUCUACUCCGAGUGGACGAACGUGAAGGGCCGGGCUACGAACACGUCGUCGGUGAAGGCGGAGAUGAAAGAUGAGGAACUUACUGACGACAACAAACACCAGAUGCAGCUUGCCUACUUCGAAAACAACAUUGGCAAUCUUAAGGCGACACUCCAGACCGUCUUGCGCGACAUAUAUCUGCAGACUGGUUGGGUCCUGCACAUUCAGGGCGGCGGGCGUCGUCCUGGGCGUGGCGGUAUCAUCCAGUGCAUCUCCGCGCACACUCGGCUGCCCGACGGGCGCAACUUUGCCAAUUACUACGUCGACUACAUGGACGAGGUACAAAAGCCUUUCGGCGACUGGAUCGUGUCACUUUUCCCUCCGAAAGACCAGGCUCACUUCAACCUCGAGAAUCCGACUGCUCUCUACGACGCGACGGGCGAUGCCUCUACUAUCCUUAAGGAGAGCGCACAGGGCAACGUUCUCAACGGUGUCGAGCAUCUCGAGUCCAUCGCCGUCGACGCCUUCCCCAUUCGCACCGAGCAGGACGCUGACACGACUGCGACGAAAAAGCCGAAGCCCCGUCCGGUCAAGCGCAAAGCCUCCGGUAACAAGCCCGCUUCUCCCACGGCGCCGGCCGCAGGUUCGAGCUCCACGGCAAAGGCGACAAAGGGUAAAGCGCGUAGCGACGAUCUCAUCGCUCGCCCGGACUCCGACUCCGACAACGACGAGGAGUCCGCUUGGGCCCACGUCGACUUCGACAACCUCGACAAGGAGCCGGAGCCGGUCAUCGAACAGCCUGUUGCCAGCCAGCCAGCCGCGCCGCCCACUGGCACCGCCUACGAGCAAGCGGCUUGCGCGCGUGUUCUGCAGAACCGUAACCUCCUUCUCCAGGUGACUGCGCGCGCACGCGAGGAGCUCGGCCUCGCCAUGCCGACGCCCGAUGCGCCUUUGACCCAACCACCCGCCUUCGAGAUUGAACCUUCGGAUCGCUCUACGCGAUCAGCGAGCCGUACACUAUCUGCGGCGAGCUCUCGAGCGCCGUCGUCAACACGCACAGAGAAGUAUGUACCAGUUUUUCUACAUGCGCUGCCGGAGAUUGAUUGCCUACAAAGCGAGACAGACGGCGACUUCGACAUGUUCGACGACGACAAAGACACCAUCGCCACGUACAAGUCUCUCGCCGACAUGGUCGACGCCAAGCAAUACCCGCUCUGGGAGAGCAUCAUUGACAAGGCCAAGACACUUGAACGUAUUCUGGGAUAUCCGGUGUCAACGGAUGCGAAGCAUCGCUUCAGCGUCAAAGGCCGCCCAUACGAGGUCGGCGCCUGGAUCAAACGCCACCGCAGGCUCGCGCUCGCGCCCGCCAUCGACGACAUCCCCCUCUUCUUCUCGCAGAUGGCUGACUGGUACAUCGACGCGCAACCUGCUGGGCGAGGGACUGAGUUUCCGCUGCAGCGCGACGAGCUCAGCGCAGACGAUUGGACUUGCCUUAUCCGAGGCGGCGCUAAUGGUUGGCAGAUCUAUCUGAUCGCCCUGACGUGGUGGUACGACUUGCUCGACGAGGAACGCGACGCCUGCGACUUCGAGCAGCUCCUCAGCGACGUGGACUGGGUACUUUCGCGCGUACUUGACUCCGCUCGCAGUCGCGCGGGCUCCAAGCGCGUGGGGUCCGAGAACACGCCCUACGCAAAGCGGGCAAGGGUGUGA
Molecule: messenger RNA, 2439 nt
Organism: Peniophora sp. CBMAI 1063
Lineage: Eukaryota; Fungi; Basidiomycota; Agaricomycetes; Russulales; Peniophoraceae
Source: the annotation of a GenBank genome assembly